Papilio xuthus (Asian swallowtail) is the source of this 1347-nucleotide messenger RNA. It is a transcript of the gene MED30, whose product is annotated as Mediator complex subunit 30. Gene Ontology annotation, molecular function: transcription coregulator activity. Gene Ontology annotation, biological process: positive regulation of DNA-templated transcription. Bases 234 to 1073 code for a protein of 279 amino acids. Gene Ontology annotation, cellular component: mediator complex. NCBI's taxonomy places the organism in Eukaryota, Metazoa, Arthropoda, Insecta, Lepidoptera, Papilionidae. The transcript is spliced from 7 exons. The record is from RefSeq and is a predicted model, not a curated record.
UUUCUGUCACUGUCAGUGUGAAUUUCAAACAUCAAGUUUAAUACCACCGAUAUACUAUUGCUUAAUUUUCGCUGUUUUAUGUUUAUUAUGUAGGUUUUCUUAUUCAUUUCACAUAAUUAUUUUUAACAUCAUUAACUACUAGACAUAUAUCACGCAAUAGAAGUUAGUCGACGAUUUCAUUUUCUCAGAUAAAACCUCGAAGUAACUUUCGGCAUUAGUUGUGUUUCAUCGACAUGGCAGGGCAAGGGCAUCAGUUCCCUGGUAAUUUCCAGGGCAAUCCCGGAGCCAUGAGGACGGGAUACGGCGGUGGACCAAUGGGUGGCCAAAUUCCACAAAUGCCAAAUCAGUUAACAGGUGUUAUGGCAGGUCCAAUGGGCAAUGCAGGUAUGGUUGGCAUGGGCAAUCAAAUGGUACCACCUUAUGGUGCAGCAAUGCAAAACCAAAUGGGCAACAUGGCGAUGGGACCACAAGGUAUGGGAGUGGGUGGAGGUGUGGGGCCAGGUGCUGCUAUGGUACAACAAGUUGUACAACAACAAGCUAUGCAAACUGUACCUGUGGCAGCAGCUCCUCCAGCUCCCCCCUCAGCCCCGCCACAGCAGAACAAGGAUUUUAACACUGCUUCUUUGUGCAAGUUUGGACAAGAGACAGUUCAAGACAUAGUAAGUAGAACACAAGAUGUGUUUCAAACAUUGAAAGCUAUCCAGCCUCCGAACGGCACGCAGCACGGUGAGAACGCCAGCAACGAUAAGAAAGCUAAGGUGCAGGAACAACUUCGCACGAUACGUUUACUGUUCAAACGCCUAAGGUUGAUAUACGAGAAGUGUAAUGAAACUUGCCAGGUUGAGGGUAUGGAGUACACCCACAUGGAAAGUCUGAUACCUCUCAAAGAUGAAGCUGAUAAUAAAACAUUAGAUGAAAGACGAAACACUGAGACAUACAGACAAGUUUUAGAAGAAAAUAACAUACUUACUGAACAGGUGGUGUCAAAGAACAAACAACUGAAAGAGGUGAUCACAAACUUGAGGACAAUCAUCUGGGAGAUAAAUGUUAUGUUAACUAUGAGGAGGUCAUAGACUAGAUAUUGUCACAAAUUAUUUCUGCUCUUACAUUAUGUGUAUGUUUAUAUAAAUGUUAAAUUAUCAUAAAAGAUCAUCAAAAGAAAAAGCGAAUAUGUGUCUACUAAACUCGUGUGUGCUAAAAAGUAUAAUCUGUGAAACAAUACGUGUCCAAAGACACCUCACACGUCAAAAUCGGUUUAACCGUUUAUUUAGAGGUUACUAGCUGUCGCCCGCGACUUUGUCCGCGCGGGAUUAUAAAAUAGAUGUUGGCCGAUUCUCAGACCUACUC